CUGUCUUAUCCUAGUAAGUUUUUUUCUAUUGUUGCAUUUCUUGCAAGUUUUAUGAGAGCGAGAGAGUGUGUUUGUCUUCUUUUUUAAAAAUGAACUUUCAGAAAUUUUUUGUUGAGGUUUCAGUCUAUUUUCAGCUUUUCUCGAUAGACCUCAUAGAUUAUUCUGAAUAGACGAAACAGUUAUAUUUUUCAGAACUGGAAAUGAAAAAAGUGUUUUCAAUUCUACUUCUUGCCGUCGUGGCAUUGUCGCGCGCUGAAGAAGCAACCGAAGAGAAAAAAGAGGAUCUUGGAACAAUUAUUGGUAUUGAUUUGGGAACAACGUAUUCAUGUGUUGGAGUUUUCAAAAAUGGAAGAGUUGAAAUCAUCGCCAAUGACCAAGGAAAUCGUAUCACACCAUCUUAUGUCGCUUUCACUGGUGAACAAGGAGAACGAUUGAUUGGUGAUGCCGCCAAGAAUCAAUUGACUAUCAAUCCAGAAAACACAAUUUUUGACAUCAAACGUUUGGUUGGAAGACAAUACAAGGAAAAAGUUGUGCAAGAAGAUGUUAAAUUGUGGCCUUUCAAGGUAAUUUAUUCAAACUUACGUAGAUUUAUUGAAAUCAAAUAUUUUUUAUAGAUUGUUGACCGUGGAAACAAACCACAUGUCGAAGUCAAAGUUGGUUCCGAAAAGAAACAAUUCUCUCCAGAAGAAGUGUCAGCGAUGGUUCUUUCAAAGAUGAAGCAAAUUGCCGAAUCUUACCUUGGCCACGAGGUGAAAAACGCAGUCGUCACUGUUCCAGCAUAUUUCAACGAUGCUCAAAGACAAGCGACUAAGGAUGCUGGAACAAUUGCUGGUCUCAAUGUUGUUCGAAUCAUCAACGAACCAACUGCUGCCGCAAUUGCCUAUGGUCUUGACAAGAAAGAUGGGGAAAGAAAUAUUCUUGUUUUCGAUUUGGGAGGUGGUACUUUCGAUGUUUCUCUUCUUACAAUUGAUAAUGGAGUAUUCGAAGUAUUGGCAACGAAUGGAGAUACUCAUUUGGGAGGAGAAGAUUUCGAUCAAAGAGUUAUGGAAUACUUCAUCAAAUUGUAUAAGAAGAAAACUGGUAAAGACUUGAGAAAAGAUAACAGAGCUGUUCAAAAGUUGAGAAGAGAAGUUGAAAAAGCCAAGAGAGCAUUGUCAACACAACAUCAAACUAAGAUUGAGGUUUGUUGGAAACUGAAUAGCUUGGAAUUUCCAAAAAUGUAUUUUUCAGGUUGAAUCAUUGUUUGAUGGUGAAGAUUUCUCCGAAACUCUUACCCGUGCCAAAUUCGAAGAACUCAACAUGGAUCUUUUCCGCGCUACAUUGAAGCCAGUUCAAAAAGUUUUGGAGGACGCUGAUAUGAAGAAAACCGAAGUGCAUGAAAUUGUUUUGGUUGGAGGAUCGACAAGAAUUCCAAAGGUUCAACAAUUGAUCAAAGACUUUUUCGGAGGAAAAGAACCAUCACGCGGUGAGUUUAUAGUUUUGUUCUUCUAAAAAUUAUAGUUUCUCAAUGUUUUGUUUUUCAGGAAUCAAUCCAGAUGAAGCUGUUGCCUAUGGUGCUGCGGUUCAAGGAGGUGUUAUUGGAGGAGUUGAUAAUACCGGAGAUGUUGUUCUUCUUGAUGUCAAUCCACUCACUCUUGGUAUCGAAACUGUUGGAGGAGUCAUGACCAAAUUGAUCACCAGAAACACUGUCAUCCCAACCAAAAAGAGUCAAGUCUUCUCGACUGCUGCCGAUAACCAAAAAGCUGUUACCAUUGUUGUUUACGAAGGAGAACGGCCAAUGGUCAAAGACAAUCAUCAAUUGGGAAGCUUUGAUCUCACUGGAAUUCCACCAGCUCCACGAGGAACACCACAAAUUGAGGUGACCUUUGAAAUUGAUGUUAGCGGUAUUUUGCAUGUUAGCGCUGAAGAUAAGGGAACUGGAAAUAAGAAUAAGAUCACCAUCACGAAUGAUAAGAACAGAUUGAGUCCGGAAGAGAUUGAGAGAAUGGUCAAUGAUGCGGAUAAGUUUGCUGAGGAGGAUAAGAAGACAAGAGAGAAGGUUGAGGCUAGAAAUGAGUUGGAGCAAUAUAUUUGGAGAUUGAAAGCUUUGCUCAAGGAUGAAAAUGGUCAAGCCAACGAUUUGAGCGAAGAACAAAAGAAGGAUUUGGAUGAGGAACUUGAUAAGGCAAACGAAUGGCUCGGAGAGAAUCAAGAUGUUUCGCCAGAAGAGUAUGCUGACAAAAAGAAGGUUGGUUUGACUUGUUAUAUUUUUCUGCAAAUUCAAUACUGUAUAUAUUUUUUUUAGGAACUUGAAACUUUGUUCGAAUCCAUCGCCACUCCAUCGUCAUCUUCUUCAGCCGAACCCGAAUCAGCCGAUCAUGAAGAACUAUAA
This is a messenger RNA of Caenorhabditis angaria, 2371 nucleotides long. The record is from the annotation of a GenBank genome assembly. NCBI's taxonomy places the organism in Eukaryota, Metazoa, Nematoda, Chromadorea, Rhabditida, Rhabditidae.